AUGGUUCCCGCACCACCACCAGUCCCGACGCGCUUCCCUUGUUGGGUUCGGGCUGUCUACUCGUGGGGAGGAGAGAACAAACGCGAUCUCGGUUUCAUCGAAGGCGACCUGAUAGAAUGUCUCAACGCCGGAGACGGCUCGUGGUGGACGGGGAGGCUAUGGCGCGACAGGAGGGCAAUUGGCGUCUUCCCCUCCAACUUCGUCGAGCUGAUGCCAGAAAACUUCAGGCCGACCAGCAGAUCCGCGAGCCCAAUGGCUGCCAGCCACUCUCCCAGUCCCAGCGGCACCCCACACAAGUCGAGGACCUUUCGAAAACCCUUCGAGGCCUACUCAAAGGCUCCCCAUUAUACCACAGCAAAAGUUCCCGAGACCUACAAGGACUGCUCCGUAAGCCGACCCCCGCGCGCCGGCUCGAUUCGACAACGAUCACGAGGACCCAUAGGGCACCCAGGAGGAAAUGACUACGGAUAUUCCCACGGCGGUACUCAUCCACCUAGCCAUGGAGGGAGGGCACCGUCACCGGCACCAUUCAGGGCUGCGGCUGCGUCGCCGAAUCCCUACCGAGCACCCUCUCCGGCUCCGUAUCCGGUACCGAUACCGCCGCCUCUAGCCGGGUCACCAGCACCGACAGGACCCUUUCGGGCAGCAUCACCGUCGCCUUACAGGGAAGCAUCGCCAGCACCAUACCGCCCCCGAGCUUCAUCACCCGCCCCAUACGUACCCUCCCCCGCGCCAUACCACUCCCAUUCGCACUCACCGUCACCGGCACCGCUCCGAAACGCAUCGCCAUCCAGGUCACGAUCUCCUCUCAAGCAUCAGCUGGAUUACAGGGGGACACCACCAAUAAGAGAUGUGUCGCCAGCUAGAGUGUAUUCACCAAUGAGAGCUCAUUCUCCCGCGCCUCCAUCGCCAUCACCAUCGUACAGGCCCUACCGACCUCCCCAGUUACAGGAUGGCCAAUACCAGGAAGGGGGUCCCGGGCGAGGGGAUACACCGCCUCCACCGCCCCCUCCGCAUCGCAACCUCGUUUCGCGACAUGGAUCCAAAAAUUCGUACAACGGGGACCAGCAGUCACCGUACUAUGAGGAUAUACCAAGACCGAAUUCCACGGCUCCAUAUAACCAGAAUUCCAAUGGCUACCCCAUGGCAAGGACACCUUCCCCAUGCCCUCCUUCACCGGCGGCAUCAGGUGCUAUGACUCCGUCACCGUUGAGAGAGGCCAUGGAUGAUGUGAUGGAGCAGUUGGACGUGUUGAGCGGCGGCGGUAAACUUCCUCGCGAUGGAUCUCCGGAGCCUUUCGACCCCUGGGCGCCCGAGGCUUUUGAAGAAAUUCACCAAAAAUCGAGGAAAGCUCGGGAUAAACGACCCCAGAGCACCAUGCUAAUCGACGAGGGGUACGAAACAUACAGUGGGACUGGCUCGAGCUUAGUAGGACCCGCCUCCAAACCUCCUCAACAACAAGAUGAGCCAUCACGCCUCCCACAGUUAAGUAACUACGUCGAGAGGAUGGAAUCCAGGUUGAGGACCAUGCACCAACACAGCGCCAGCAUGAAUAACAUUACCGAACAAGGCCCCCCUCCUCCCCCUAAAAGUCCGUUCAUGAACAGGCCAAAGUCAUCAAUCGAGUCCCGAGUGGCGGCAGACCCAAGGCUUAGGAAGAAGAAGUCAUCAUAUGAUAUGGGGCGACAGACUCUUGAUCGAAGUUCGACCACAAAGACCACGUCGACUAAUGCAUCCGAUACCCCAAGCAAUGUUACCUUUUCCUCGGCAACAACUGACAGUACUAAUCGGAGUCUGAUGAGCGGUGUUUCAGCUGGAGGCAUAAGCGCCACCAGCGCUGGAAGCUUGGCAAGGAAGAACCGAAUCAGGGCUCACAGUGCGCUCAGCAUCCAGGAGGAAUCCGACCGCCCAGGAACUCCGUUCACAGGGGUAACGUACCAUAGCAGCCAUGCUUCGGAGAAUCUACAUAUGCGACCCAAGUCCCGUACCGAUCUUGGACAGGAGGACUCGAUGGGUAACCUGGGAGGUCUUGUUACCCCCAAGCCGAAGAAGCAGAACUUCAUCAAGCGAAUUCUCGAGUCUGCCAAGACUGGAGUUGCGAACAGCAGAAACAGCAUCGCUUCUGCAGGGUCAUCCUCACCGACUAAAUCAGCGACAAAUCCGCUUUCUGCUCUAUCUGGAGGUCCGUCCCUGUUACCGGCGAAGAAUAUUGGGAGGGAAGGCAUGGGCAGUGGUGUUGACUGGGUCCAGGUUCGGCGAGACGUCAACCGUUCAAACUCAUUGAGUCAGAACGAGCGUACGGAACGAAAGGAAAGAUGUCAAAUGCUGGACCAUCCAGCUUUGAAUCCCGUGGAGGAACUGUACAACAGCAUCGAUGGCGAUGAGGGCGAUGAUGGCAUGCCCGUCCAGGAGCCGUUUAACUAUCUAGCCAUUAACUUGAGCCAGGUCGACAAGAACUCCCGCUUUGUGGCCAGCCUGCCCCCUACCAUCACAGCUGCGUCCCUUGCGGCUACCUACGUUUGCCGACCAUACAAUAGCGAUGUUCAACGCUUACGAGCCAUCUUCACCUGGGUUUCCGAAAAGGUUUGCUGGGAAGAGGACUUUGAGGGGCCUAUCGACACGCGACGAGUUAUUCACUCGAAGCGUGGAUGCUGCGAAGAGUUUGCGGUUCUCGUUGCGGAGAUGUGCGAAGCUGUGGGCCUGCAUUGUGAAGUCGUCCGCGGUUAUCUCAAGUCGCCAGGCGAGAUCCCGGAUGCCAAUAUUGUUCCCCGUCCCAACCACUGGUGGAAUGCGGUAGUUGUUGACAACGAGUGGAGGAUGAUGGAUACCUGUUUGGCGAGCCCGUCCUUUCCACGCCGUGCCCUGUACUCGAGUUGGAACAGCUCUCAAGCCGACCCCUGGUGGUUCCUAGCACGCCCUACCGAGAUCUGCUGGACGCAUAUCCCCGAACACCACGAACAACAACACAUCUGCCCGCCUGUCGCUCACGAGAUUCUGCUCAAUCUUCCCUGUGCCUGCCCACCCUACUUCAAGAACGGCCUGGACAUGUUUGACUACAACACCUCUCUGACCAGGAUCGAGGACCUCGAAAUGGUGCAUAUCAAGUUCAACGUGCCAGCCGAUGUCGAAAUUGCCGCAGAGGUCGAGACUCGCGCCUUCACUAAGGAUAACGACGGUGAUGUCUUUGAGUCCGGCGAAGUAGUCAAGAAACGCGCCCUCGCACAAGCAGAGUGGUUCGGGGGCGUGAAGCGCUACACCGUCAAGGCCCUCCUGCCCGGCGACGAAGGCACCGGCACGCUCAAGAUCUACGCCGGCAAGCGUGGCCUGAUGCACAGCAUCAAGGACAUCCCGCACCCUCUCGCCUUCGCUCUUCCCAUCAUCCACACGGGCGAAAACCCGCCCUACGAGUUCGUCACCCGCCACCCGACCCCCCACGCCCAACGCCACGACCUUUACAUCGUCCAACCCCAAUGCCAGGGUCUCGCCCUCAACAAUACCUUCGUCUUCAUUAUCCGCCAACACCCGAGCUCGAGCUCGACCUCCGACGGCCCCACGUCCCCCUCCAUCACCUCCGGCAGCGCUUCCCCGAUCCCUUUCCUCCGUCCUUCCAGCGCCAUGAGCAUGACCUCGAGCGCAGCCGGUGGUUCCCAGCCCAGCACCACCGCCGGCGGUUCCAGCGGCAGCAGCAGCAAGAAACCCGCCAAGCUGGCCAUCCAAACGCCGGGCGGUAAGAUCCUCCGGCUGAUGAGAAAAGAGGACAGGGGAGGCAAAGGAGGCAUCGGGUUCGGCAGCCGGGCGGCCGCGCAAGCAGCGGCCGAGCCGGGCGAGGAAGGGGACGGAGGAACUUGGGAGACCAUCAUCAAGUGCAGCGAGCGCGGCACGUGGAGGGGACUGGUGUUGGCCGAUAGGACGGCCAGGUGGUGCGUUUUCGCCGAGUGGGUUUGUCAGUAA
This is a messenger RNA of Neurospora tetraspora, 3951 nucleotides long. RefSeq lists its product as uncharacterized. Bases 1 to 3951 code for a protein of 1316 amino acids. Gene Ontology annotation, biological process: mitotic division septum assembly. Gene Ontology annotation, cellular component: cytoplasm; mitotic actomyosin contractile ring. The transcript has 3 exons. Lineage: Eukaryota; Fungi; Ascomycota; Sordariomycetes; Sordariales; Sordariaceae. Gene Ontology annotation, molecular function: protein binding. The record is from RefSeq and is a predicted model, not a curated record.